GAGAGGCGUGCCAGCGGACAGAGGCAAGCGAGCCAAGGGAGGCCAGGGCAGAGGUAAGGGCUUCACGAACCUUACGUGGACUCCCGACGGCAAGGGGAACACGGCCAUCACUGCAGGCAAGGGGCCGGCUGCCGGAGCAGCCCCGGCGGACCCGCGGGCGCUGACGGGGCCGUACCUCGGCAGGGGCUCGGAGCUGGUGAAGGUCUGGUCCAUGCCGGAGGAUGAGGGCCACGAGGACGGCAUCGACGCCGCGAUAUUGAUGAAGAGCACCCUCUGCACGGGCGGCAGGGACGCGCGGCUGCUGGUCUGGCGGGGCGAGGCCGCGGCCGACGGCUCGGUGCUGCUCGCGAAGGACAACGAAGUGGUGCAUGCCGUUGCCACCACCGCCAUAGUCUUCCACGAGGAGUCCAAGUGGCUGUUCUGCGGGCUUGCCGACGGCCAGAUCAAGGCAUAUUGCGAGCAGCCUCUGAUCCAGUCGACGAUGCAAGGGCACCAGGGCCAGGUCACCUGCCUCGCGGUGCACGAGGGCGCGCUCCUCUCCGCCUCCCGCGACGCCACGCUCCGGGCCUGGAGGUACGACGCCGCCUCCCGGGGCUUCCCGUGUGCGGGCCGUGGAUUCCUGCGGGUGAGGUGUCGUCAUUACGGGUCCACCUCGGAGGGUUGUGGGUCGGCGCCGCGAAGGGCAUCAGCUGCAUCAGCCUGGAGACGAUGCAGCCAGGAUAUGGCCGGCAUCGAGACGCCGGCGCGGGUCGUGGGGCUGCUGCCUUUCCAGGACUGCCUCCUGGCCGUCCUGGCCAACGGCGUGGUCAAGGUCUGGGGGGCCCACUGA
Molecule: messenger RNA, 829 nt
Organism: Prorocentrum cordatum
Lineage: Eukaryota; Dinophyceae; Prorocentrales; Prorocentraceae
Source: the annotation of a GenBank genome assembly